Molecule: messenger RNA, 570 nt
Organism: Paraphaeosphaeria sporulosa
Lineage: Eukaryota; Fungi; Ascomycota; Dothideomycetes; Pleosporales; Didymosphaeriaceae
Exons: 3
Coding region: 114-410 (98 amino acids)
Cellular component (GO): mitochondrial large ribosomal subunit
Molecular function (GO): structural constituent of ribosome
Source: RefSeq, a predicted model, not a curated record
UGCGAAUCGGGGACAACUGUGGAGAGAGAGAGCUGGAUCGUUCCAUCGCAUUGUGGCUGCUGCUCGACGCUCCUAAGACUCCACAAUUCGCUCAGUGUCGCCCACCAGCCGACAUGAUCACCCGCUUCCUCACAGACGUCCGCGUCAGGUUCAACCCCUUCUCCCCGCGCGCAAAGCCAGCGCGGAUCUUCCUCUCGCUCAUCCCUCCGAACGCGCGCGCCGAUGGCAUGAAGGUGGAGACGAAGAUGCUGCCCCGAACAAGCACAGAGCCGGCAACACUCGACGUCAAGUUCAAAGACGGAAAGGAACUCAAGCUUGAGCUCGAUAAGAUGCGGAUACCAGAGGUCAUGGAGGAGGUCGACCGACAUUCGCGGUUGCUAGCCCGCAAGGAGGAGUUGACGGGCAAUUAAGGUGAUGACGCUAGACGAGCGUCGGUGUACAGAUACUGUAUUUGGAUAUGCACUUGCAUUGCACGGAGUCAUGGCAUUCAGAGGACGAGUGACUGUUCAUUCGUGAAUGGAUCUAAAGACCCUUUGAGGUUUUAUGUAGGCAUCAAUCAACAUGUGCCAC